Leguminivora glycinivorella is the source of this 4145-nucleotide messenger RNA. RefSeq lists its product as uncharacterized. The record is from RefSeq and is a predicted model, not a curated record. The coding region runs from base 111 to 4145 and encodes 1344 amino acids. NCBI's taxonomy places the organism in Eukaryota, Metazoa, Arthropoda, Insecta, Lepidoptera, Tortricidae. The transcript is spliced from 5 exons.
GUUUAGUUCAAAAUUCCAGUUACUGUCUAAAUUAUGAGUUCAAUGUGGUAAUUCGUCUUUGAAAUAGUAAAACAGAAAUUUAUUGAACACCAGCCUUUGGUCGCAAAAAAAUGGAUGAAGACCUAAUCCUACGCGAAAUAGUUAAAAGUCUCACGUUUGAAAUAGAGGCUGUAAACCAAGACAAUGUCUUAACUUGGGCUACUACCAAUGGCACACCGCUCAACGUUAAAGUGAGGGUGAGGAACAAGGAUGAGCCAAGGCUGAUCCAGAAAGGUGUGAUACCUGUUCCAAGGAUUGGAAUUACCGCUCCCGAAAAACUCAGACUCAUUUCCAGCGACCAGACCAUUCUCUCGUUUAAUGUUUAUUUGGAUAGUGAAUCGGAAAAAGAGCCAAAACGUCACAAUGGUUUGAAGCUGUUUAAUAUUGCAAGCUGCCUAGGAACAUAUAGCGAUGAUGAAGGGCCUUAUUUACCAAGUAGUUCAGAGCAAAAUGCGGUGGAAAGUGGCCGUUGCAGCAAAUCCUCCAGCGGCAUCCUUAAAAAGAAGGUGUCUCCUGUUCUGAGUACUACAAACACGAUUCCUCGUACUGAAAAAAGAUUUUUCGGCAAAUGUAAACCAGGAGGAUGCCUUGACCCACCCUUUGAUGAAGACAAUUAUGCUUAUACCCUAUCAAAACCAAAUCGCCAAGAAAAUAUACGGAUUCAAUCUAAAGAACGUGAAGAUAACAAAAAUACUUGUGUACCAGGAGGAUGCCUCGACCCACCUUUUGCUGAAGAUAAAUACCCCUACACGGUUUCAAAUACGCUUCAACCAGAAAAUCUGGAAUCGAUAUCGCACCCCAUUAAAGAUGAAAAACAAAUACCUAGUAACAAAACUUCACAAGAACAUAAUAAAUCUUUAGAUAAGAAAACGAUGAAGGAAGAAGAUGAUUCGAAAAAACUGACGGAUAUUUUUGCUACGUCUCAGAGACAAAACUCACCGGAGCAGAAAUAUUCAAAUUCUCUUAUAACAUAUCCCACUGAUGUAUCUUCUAAUGAAACACUCGAUCAAAUUCCGAAUAAAAAAAUAUCAAUCAGAAGCAAUGAAGUCGAAUCACAAAGACAAAGUUAUGAUUAUCCAGUAUCAUAUUUUGUUCCUCCAAAAGAUAUUAAAAGACAUAAAGAGGAAGAACGUAGAUAUAGCAGGAGGCUAUCGUCAGACUCAAUAGAUAGAACCAGUAAAAGUACAGACCACGAUAUAGUAAACAAAACAAAAAAUUCUCAAGAUUAUAUUCCGCAAUAUAUAACGGCUCCAAAAAAUAUGAAAAAAGAGGACAUGCAAUCAAAUUAUGCUGAUAACGUUACGUUACAAAAUGACUAUAGUAAACAAAGUGACACUGUAAGACAUGAAGAUGAACAUUCCAUUGUGGACAUACCAUCACGUGUUAUCACUAAUUCUAAAGUUGGCAGCUAUCAAACUUCUCUUAAUGAAAUACCUGCAUCAAAGUAUCUACGAUCCCCUGAGAGUAAUAUUAAUAGAAAUGAACCCGAUGAUUUUGAAUCAAAAGAAAAAAUAUUAUCUACUAGGCACAAUCAGAAUUUAAAUGAUUUAAUAACAUCCCAAAACCCUGAAGACAAGACCCUGAAGACUAACGUGGAUAAAAAGCCAGACAAGUCUUUGGCGGAAAGAGUCGAGAUAAGGAGUGAAGAUCGGCCAAAAGACAUGUUUCCUCAGUCAAAAAAUACAGGUUCCCAAAACGCAAAUAGUUUAAAAGCAAGAACAGAUAAACAAGACAUAACUUUGACAAAACCAUCAAAAAGUCAUUUAAAAGAUAUCUCGGUUGUCCAAGCGACAAUACCUGUUUUAGCUACAGCUACUUUGGCUUUAUCUGAAGAGCAACCAUCACACUUAGACAACAAACAAGACAUGGAAUUAGGUAGUUCAGUGACAGAAAAUCACGACAUGUUUAAAAAAUCAGCUGAUCAAAAGAAUGUGAGUCAUGUCAAUGAAACUAAAUAUUUAUCACCACAAAGUAUUUCAAGUAGUGAAAAUAAUGAAUUUGAUGUAUCCUCCGAACACAGUAUAGAUUUUAAACAAGAUAUUUCUAACAAUGUAGAAGUUCGUAACCAAGAAAACACAUUAGGUCACAAAGAAAAAGAAGCGCUAUCUAGAGAAAGUUUGAACUUAACAAAUAUAAAUAAUUCAAUAGUUGGUAAAAACAUUCUAAGAGAUGAUCAUAUUAAGCCAGUCCCAGAGUCCGAAAUAAAAAGAACUAGCGCAAUUCUACAGAAAAAAGUUUUUACGGCGAAACAUGAUUUGGAUAUAGAAUACAAUGAUAUUAAUAAAGUAGCUCCACCUAAACGUAAUACAUUUACGGUUAUUGCCUCUGAUACAUCUAUACAAAAAAGCGACGAGGUGGAACAAAUACCAGAAAACAUAACAAAUGUUUAUAUUAAAUCGCCUGAUGUGCCUACAUUGAGCACUCCUAAUUUAACUACAAAUAAUACUACCGUGACAGAAACAAAAACUAAAAAAGAAGGUGAGAUACGUUCAUCCCCAAGAGCUACACUACCGGGAAAUAUAACAGAAUCACAUUCAAUAGUCAAUAAUGAAAUAAAAGCAACAAGGACAGAUUCGCGCACGAAAGAAUCGAAAAGUACAUUUUGUACUGAUGUUGAUGGUUCAUCUCAUACCUCAGAAAAUUUAACAAAUAUGAACCAAAUUAUUACUCAUACUAAACCCAACAUGACAUCUAAUGACAACGGAAUAACGGCAGAGCGAUUGCGUAAUCAAUUACCCAUGAAUAUUAGAGAUAAAAAUUCAAGAGUUGGUAAAUCUGAGCAAAACCCACUCAAAAUAGAAACUUUGGAAACAAAAUACCAAGGAAAUGAAGACAGAAAUACAAAUUAUAAGGAAAUUGACAUAUUAAAUUAUCCAGAGGAUAUACAGGACAUGCAUUUCAACAAUGAUAAACCCAAAACUUUAGAAAUUGAGACUACAUAUAUGGAAAAACCCAGCAAGUCUGUGAAAGAUUCAUUGCACAAAGCUUUACCUGAAGAUAUAUCAGAUUUGCAUCCAAAAGUUUCUGUCAGUGAUAAAUCAGCGGUGAAUUAUAAAACAGAAAAUGUAGAUUUAGCACGAAGUCAAUCAGAAAAAUUAAAAACAGAAUUAGAACAAACAAAUGCUGACUCUACUAUAUCUGUACUAAAAAAGAAUACAGAUAAUAUAAGUUCAAACAAGAUGACCGAUAGCAAACUUUCUGAUGACCUACCAACUAAUUAUUUUGCAGAAGAUGCAACUUCUUUGCAUCAUGAAACGAUUCUAGGUAAUAAGUCUGCAUCAUUUACUAUUUACGACGAGCAGCCAGAACUAGCAGGUAUAAAUGACGUAGAAAUAAAGAAUGGCAAUAAACUUACUUAUGACGAAUAUACGCCUCAAAAACCCUUGACAAAUAAUUUACACUCUGAGAAUGGUAAAUAUAUUUCUAAUGACCCUGCAAGCCAUAUGAUAGAAGUUACUGACAUACGUGAUAAGUCGAAUGCAGUAGAAUGGGCUGCGGUUAUACCUGAACUUGCUCAAGAUUUAAAUUAUAAGAAUGAACAGAAGUAUUUCGAUCAUACAGAGUUGGAAAAGGUAAAACAGCAAGAGUUAGCUACGGAUUUAGUACCAAAUACAAUAAUGGAAAAUGUAGAUAAUAUGCAAGCACUUACUACAGGUGACGAUAGCUAUAGUGAUUUUGAUCAAAUAUAUCAUGAAAAUAAACCUUUCGAUACUCAUAACUAUGACUAUGAAAUACAAAAAAAAACGCAAAAAGUAUCACAAUUGCCAAAUUUAAAUAAUGAACUUUUUGAUACUCAUGACAUAGAAUACAACAUUUACGGAUUAAUAGGAAAACCAGAAAUCGUAAAACGAAACAGUUUACCCUCUGGUGGAUAUUCGGGACUAUUAAGCGAAGUUUUAAGUAAUAUUUCAGAAGAUAGAGAAGGAGAAGAGAUUAAUGCCAUAAGAAAUAUUUCUUUAACUGAUAAUAUUGGAAAACAUGAGGACGAUGCACAGUUAGAGCCUGACGCUUAUCAUCAUUACGAAAAGUUUGAAAAUAAAUUUUCAAGUAUUUCUAAAGAACACGAUUCUAAAAGAGAAUCAGGAAAAGCUUUAGGGGUAGUUUGA